This is a messenger RNA of Chara braunii, 1854 nucleotides long. The record is from the annotation of a GenBank genome assembly. Lineage: Eukaryota; Viridiplantae; Streptophyta; Charophyceae; Charales; Characeae.
UUGCAACGCGCCUGCCACGUUUCAGCGAGCGAUGAACAUGACGUUCUAGAAUUUUGUCAACAAGACACGGCUGACACGAAGGAUGAUUAACUUCUGCGUGAUCGUGUACAUGGACGAUAUCCUCGUCUACUCGGAGACCUAUCACGGGUACACACAUCACAUUGAGUGGACAUUGGGAGCAUUGAGAGACGCUGGGUUCAAGAUCGCGCUCGAGAAAAGCGAAAUUUUCCUCUCGGAAAUUUCGUUCUUGGGUUACGUCGUGACACAUGGAGGACUACGACCAGACUCAAGAAAGGUUGCGACAGUAAAAGAGGCCCCGGUUCCCACGUCACUGACGCAGGUUCGAGCCUUCCUGGGGUUAGCGUCGUACUAUUGGCGCUUCAUCAAGAGCUUUGCCGCGAUUGCACGGCCACUAACGAAUCUGCUACGGAAGGACCAGCCUCUCAGCUGGGACGCGGAGUGCCAGCAGGCCUUUGCAACCCUCAAGGACGCUCUGGCAACGACCCCUAUUUUGAUUCGGCCGGACCCCUCGAAGAAAUUCAUUCUCAUUAUGGACUGGCAACCGGAGACCAUUUCCGCUAUUUUAGCGCAGAAGGGGAACGAUGGCCGUGAACACGUCAUCGAGUACGCAUCGCGCACAGUGUCCGACGAGCGACGGAAUGACUCAGCACCUCAAGGCGAGUGCUACGCAGUAGUUUGGGGAAUUCAACAUUUUCAUCCGUAUCUCUACGGACAGAAGUUUCACCUCGUGACGGAUCACGAGCCACUGCUGGCUUUGAAGAAGCUCACUAACUACACGGGCAUGAUUGGCCGAUGGGCGGUGCGACUACAAGAAUACGAUUUUGACAUCGUUCACCGGAAGACAGAGAGACACGGCAACGCGUACGGGCUGACACGUCUGCAUCGACAUGCCAAGGCCUGGCGCACCAGCGUGGAGGGAGAGCUUCUCGCGUUUUUAUUUGGAACAGUGCGGCCCGACCAUCGAGAACUCAUCGCGCAAGAGCUCACGGUCCCCAUAGCGCAGCUGGCGGAUGAUCUCCCUCUCGACAUCAUCGCGCAAGACGACGAGCAUCCGGUUCCCCACGUGCUCUCUCGCACCUUGACACCGUACCUUCAGUGGUCGACUUGCGUAGAAGGAGCCGCAAAACGUAUUCCUCCGUCGCAGCAACAGUAUUUGGAUCCCCGUACGGCUCGCGAUCCUGCCUUCUUCGGGCACCCUACAGCGAAGCAGUUUGCUGCCAUUCGAGAAGAAGAGGAGGAAGAAGAGAGCACCGGGAGUGAGGAAGGGGAGGACGCGCGAGAAGAAGAUGGGGAUAGCGACGAAGUGCUCGGUGAAGAGGAAGAAACCCCCGAAGAAGAAAGCUAUAGCGAGCAUAGCGAGGGGGAACAAAGCGUAGAAGAAGAAGAAGAAGACGAGGAAGAAGAAGAGGGGCACGAAGAAGGGUCUGCUGGAUUGGAGUGGGAAACUGUGCCGGAAGAAGCACUACGUACGGGCACGGAGGCUGAAGAUCCCGAGGCGGCUCGCAAAAGAAGAGAGAUCGCGGCCGGGAAGGAGGAGUUAAAACUCGCGAGCGCGGCGAGUCUGCAGAGCCACGACGACCCGAACCGAGAUCCGGAGACGCCCCGUCCUGAAGAUGUCGACCUUGCGGCCACGAUUCCGACCCCAUCAGCGCGGCAACGGAGCCGAUCCCCCUCCUCCCCAACCCGUCCCCCAGUUCGCCGACGUACCGAUACGGGCGAUCGGCCUUCGUCCCCGAUCACUCUCUCGCCGUCCCCUUGAUUACCUCACCCUUUGCCAACUCACCACCCCCGUCACAUUCCCUUCCAAUCCGUUCCCCCGCGACACCUUCCGUC